Messenger RNA from Candidula unifasciata, 564 nucleotides. The record is from the annotation of a GenBank genome assembly. NCBI's taxonomy places the organism in Eukaryota, Metazoa, Mollusca, Gastropoda, Stylommatophora, Geomitridae.
AUGCCUCGCAAUGUGGAGAUCAAAGCAAAAGUAGCAGAUCUGGAAGAUUUGAAAGCAAGAGCAAGAAUACUGCCUGGAGUUAAUGGAACUCUUCUUGAGCAGGAGGAUACAUUUUUUAACGUUCCCAGUGGACGCUUAAAGCUGAGACAAGCUACGGGAGAAAAAACAAUGCUGAUACAGUACAACAGGCCAGACCAGCAGGGACCCAAGUUGUCAGACUUCAACACUGCCAUUGUUGAUGAUGUGGAAUCAAUGAAGGUUUUGCUGACGAAGGCUUUGGGCAUUAGAGGUGUGGUUAGGAAGUCUCGUGUACUGAUCCUGCUGGGCCAGACAAGGAUUCAUCUUGACCAUGUGCAUGACCUUGGUCUUUUUAUGGAACUUGAGGUGAUGUUGGAGGAUGCUCAGUCAGUAGAAGAUGGUCGUAAGAUUGCAGAGGAUAUCAUGUCUAAAUUGUCUAUCAAGAAGGAUGACCUAGUGGACUGUGCAUAUAUGGAUAUGAUCUUGAAUGGCAAAUACAAGUUUUGUAUACAAAAUACGGGAAAAAAAAAAAAAAAAUAUCUAUAA